Messenger RNA from Aspergillus alliaceus, 849 nucleotides. Its product is annotated as MARVEL domain-containing protein. The transcript has 3 exons. Gene Ontology annotation, cellular component: membrane. Bases 296 to 757 code for a protein of 153 amino acids. The record is from RefSeq and is a predicted model, not a curated record. NCBI's taxonomy places the organism in Eukaryota, Fungi, Ascomycota, Eurotiomycetes, Eurotiales, Aspergillaceae.
AACUGCGGCCCACAUCGCAGCCCUAAAACCUGUCUCCGGUUCCAGUGGGUCUGGAAAUAUUAGGCUGUGCGCCACCAUAGCCGUUACCUAAAGGUUUACUAACCAGAACUCUCGAGCUCAAAAGGAUUGGCCCGUUGGUUCUCUUGAACCGACGGGGAUCUGGUAAAAUCUCGAUAUGGUGGGUACGCCAUGUAGUCGUUCAACGAUGAAGUUGCAUCGCUGAGAACGCACAUAAGAAGGAUGUGCGCGACCACCUGGAAUUGGAAGGUUCAGAGAGUUGUCAUUUUUCCAAAACAUGGAGCCAGUACAACUUGGGAUUCAUAUAGUUCAGUCGGUCAUAGCGCUGAUAAUUCUAGGGUGCUCGAUCUACGGACUCACGGAAGCUUCGCGCACCACAGGCUUUGGGCUUGCUAUCUUCACGGCCAUUGCAACGAUUUUAGUUGCCAUCUACAUCCUUACCGCAUCUUUCAUCGCCAAGAGUAUCUACAAGCUCUGGCUGUUUAUCGGAGCGAACUGUGUCACAGCAAUCUUCUGGGUUGCAACGGCGGGCACACUAGCAUCACAACAGCACUACUAUCAGCACUGUCAAUAUGAUCACGGUCAUUGCUAUAGAAAGCGCAACGACAACGGUGGGCACGGCGUUCAAUCUGCCACGAUCGCUCUAAGUGUUAUUGACGGGAUCCUCUCAAUUGUCUCUAUCGCGUAUAGUAUAUGGGCAAAGAAAAAUCAUCGUACAAAGACUCCUGCAACUGAAUGAGCGGAAUAUAUCAGAUUCAUCAUCUAGUGUACCCGGACUAUAAAUUUGUACUUGAGAUUGAACUCGUUCAACGUGGGCUGCAACCGACGAUC